GUAGAGCGCGUGUGGUCAUGUGGCGGGUCAGCUGAUACCAGCACAAUCAGGAAGCGACUUGGAAAGAAUUAUUAUAUGUUAAUAUUUACUCGCCGCGUGCAGGCGAUCAUCGCUUCAUAUCUGUAAUAUAAGUGUGUGAAGAUCAGCCAGAGGAAUGUUUGCAGCAGACGAGGAGGACGGAGACUUUCUGUCCCCCACUGGAGGAGCAAAGUUAGCCUCUCUCUUUGGACUGGAUCAGGCAUCGAGCAAGGGGAAUGAGUCUUUCCAGUACACGGCACCCAAACAGCCCCGCAAGAACGCUGCCAACUCAGGACCCCCAACCCAAAAGCCAGCCUCUGCUCAGAGUCCUCCUGCUGUUCUCUUUGCUACUGCAGUGCAUGCCUACAGAUAUGUUAACGGACAGUAUGCGAAACAAGGCAAGCUGGGAGCUGCGGUCCUUGGAAAUCAUACAACUAAAGAGUACAAGAUCCUGCUGUAUGUCAGUCAACAGAAGCAGGUGACGGCCGCCAGGAUCCACAGAGGCUUCAUCCUCACUGUCCAGCCCAGUAACUACUGCACGUUUUAUGAUGAUCAGAGGCAGAAUUGGUCACUGAUGUUUGAAUCGGAGAAAGCGGCUACAGACUUUUCUAAAGAGGUUUGUCUUGCCAAAGUGAACUGCGGUGGUCCGGUAGAUUCUGUCCUGACCCAGGAUCUUCUUCUUGGUGAGGGUCAGGCUGUGGAGAAUGGAGACUCUUUAGAGGUGGCCUACUCUGGCUGGCUGCUGCAAAACCACACCGUCGGACAGAUGUUUGACUCCAAUCUGAAUAAAGACAAGCUCCUGAGACUGAAGCUCGGGGCUGGGAAGGUCAUCAAGGGCUGGGAGGAGGGGAUGUUGAACAUGCGCAAAGGUGGAAGGCGCCUCAUGGUGAUUCCGCCCGGUCUCGCAUACGGAUCGCAGGGCGUUCCCAACCGUGUGCCGCCGGACAGCAUACUAGUCUUUGAAGCAGAGAUCCGCCGGGUUAAGUUUGCAAAGGAUGGAAGUUCGAGUGAUUCGGCGGCUCCAUCUCCGGCUCCCAGCGUUGAGAGUCUGGGCCCCUCUGAGCUAAACCAGCCGCUCAGCUCUGCCCCACAACCCGGCAAACCCAGUGAACCGCCGCUUCGAGCAAAAUCAAACUCCCUCAGUGAACAGCUCAGUAAUCCUGAUGCCACUAAAGCUAAACUGAUCUCACGCAUGGCCAGAAUGGGUCAGCCGAUGCUGCCCUUCAUCGCCGGCCCAGCCUCAUCACCCUCACACCCAGACUCCAGCGACUCCGAACUCGAGGACCCGAGUGUGUCCAGACUCAAGGAACGCAGCAGUGCACCGUCGCCGCAGCCUGUACACAUGACCUCCGCCCCUCCGCCUUCAGUGCAGGGUACGGCCCUUUUACCUGUUUCUUUGGCAACGGCCAAUCCACAGCCCAUGAUGCCGGGAGUCGUACAUGCCUUUCAGCCUGUAAGCCAGAUGUACCCCACACAGACUGUGCCUUACCAAGGAUCUAGUGAUGUCACAUCCUUCUUGAUGACCGAGGCUCGACAACACAACACUGAAAUCCGAUUGGCUGUUGGGAAAGUGGGAGACAAACUGGACCACUUGUCCUCAAAGAUUGAUGACCUACAAAAGCAAGGCAGUGUUUCGUUGGGCUUAUCGAACAUGUCCAUGGAAACAGCCAUGAUCAUGCACAACAUUCAGAGAAUCAUACAGGAGAAUGAGUGUCUGAAGAAAGAGGUGUUUGAGAAAAGCUCACGCAUAGAGGAGCAGAACCGCAAGAUCGGCGAGCUCAUCAAUCAGAACCAGAGGUACGUGGAGCAGAGUAAUCUGAUGAUGGAGCAGAGAAACGACUCUCUGAAGAACAGCAGUGAACAGAAUCAGACCAGAAUACUGCAGGCAGAGCAAGACAAGCAUGCACUGCCACUGGAAUUGAGUUGGGAUCAGGCACGUUUGACCGAGGAGUUGGCGUCGUCGACAGCGCGCGUGUCGGAGCUGCAGCUGGAGUUGAGCGCGCAGCAGCAGAAGGCCGCGUCACUACAGGCCAAACUCAACUCGGCCCUGCAGGACGGUCAGCAGCACAGCACACAGAUCACAGCGCUGGAGGCUCAGACACUGGAGCUGAAGGAGACGGCAGACAGAGUACAGGGUCAAUACAAGAUGGAGAAGCAGAAGCGGAAGGAACUGGAGCUCAAACUCAACAACAUGGAGGAAGAGCUGCAGGACAUGAAAACAGAGAAGGACAGUCUGGAGCGAACUCUCUCUGAGAGGAAGCGGAAGUGGCAGGCCGAGAGACAGCGCUGUGAUGAGGAACUGGAAGAGGUGAGGAGGGCGGGCCAGCAGGAGAUGGACAGCCUCAGGAGCCAAUUACGUAAAGCCAGAACGAGCACUGACCACGCAGCAGCAGAACAGCUGUCUCAGUUGCAGGCGGAUCUAGAGCAGGAGUGGCAGGUGAAGUGUGAUCAGGCUCUGGCAGCGGCACGUGAACAGCAGAGGAGAGAGACGACUGAACUCACAGAGCACAGAGACGCACUGCAGCUCAAACUCACACAGCUGCAGGAGAAGUUUAAUGCACUCAAACAGUCCCGUGAGUCAGAGGAACAGCGUUUACUUCAGCAGCAGGACCAGGGAGAAGAGCUACAGGCCUUGAGAGAAAAGUGCCGUGCGCUGGAGCAGAGAGCGGCGCUGCUGAAGCAGCAGGAGGAGACGCGUGUUUCAGAGCAGCAGCAGACGGACACAGCAGAAGAGGUGAAGCGUGUGAUGAAUGGAGUGUUUCAGUCGCUCCGAGGGGAGUUUGAUCUGAACGAGACCUACUCAGGAAGUGCUGUUCUCCGAGUGCUGGUCAACACUAUCAAGAGUGUCACACUGCAGCUCCUCACUAAACCUGAGAGAUCUUCACCUGAACACAGUGAAAAAGAGGAGGACGAGGAGGAGAAUGACGAGGAGAGAGAGAGCGACGCACAGCACAGUCAGGCGCACAUGAACGGGCAGAGAGAGGAAGAGGAGCCGACGGACACAGAUCCUGAAGAUGGACUGCCACAAGUGGAGGAGGAAGACGUUACACCAGCAGAAGAGAAGAAGGAAGAAGAAACGGAGGAAAUCGAAAGUGAACAGGAAGUUGUAGAAGAAAGCAAUAAAGAGAAAGUUGCGGAAGAGAAGGAGGUAGAAGUUAAUGUCAGCACAGAACACAAUGUGCAAGAUCAGGACCGUGAAACGACACACAAAGAAGAGGCUGAAAGUGACGUCACACCCACACAGGAAGUGGCCGCAAAGCUGCCUGAUGACAUCAGUCCACAGGAAGUGAAGGUAGUUGAUGAGAGUGUCGCAGGGCCUGUAGAUAAAGCAGAAAGUACACUGACGUUAGGCGGACCUCCCAAGAACCCGCCGCCACCCCCUGCUGCUCUACACAAGGACUCCAGCGCCACACCUGCACAGAUCGACAGUUCAUCUGAGAGGGUAGAAGAGGAAAAUGGAGAGGAACCAUUUUUCCAGAGUCCCGUCUCGCAUGCACCCGCACCUCCACCCGCAACCACACCCGCAGCCGCACCCACAGCGGCCGAUGAAGAGGAGGAGGAGCUGAGUUUAAAAGGACGGCCCCCUCCCGCCCCUCUCUUUGGUGAUGAAAGUGAUGAUGAUGAUGACCUGGACUGGCUGGGCUGAUGUGACCCUUCUGAACACCAGUGUCAGAUGACUGCUGGCAAGGAGGCCAAAUGAACUGUGUUUGUGUGCUGGACCAGCAGGGACUUUAAUUUGUGGGGAUGGAUGGUGCGAGAAACAUUUCAGGAUUUUGUGAUCAAAGAGAGUAACUUCCUGUCCAAAACCUUGAAACGCAUUUGAAUGAAUCUUGAUGGCGAUAUGAACUGAGUGCUGCUUAUAAACUGAUUUACUGCACAUACAGCAAAAAAAAAUCAUCUUUAAAUCUACAAAUACUGUAAAUCAUAACAACUGAAUUCUUUUUUUUAAAAAAAAUCUUAAUUUAUGAUUCAGUGUUCCCAUCUUUAAAACAGUUUUCAUGUUUAAUUCUGAUGACAUUAGCUUGCUGUCUCUGUUCUUAAUAUUUAUACAUUGUACUAACAGCAACCAAUUACAUAUUAAAGAAAUGAGACUGUCA
Megalobrama amblycephala (Wuchang bream) is the source of this 4115-nucleotide messenger RNA. RefSeq names its product FKBP prolyl isomerase family member 15b (gene fkbp15b). Gene Ontology annotation, molecular function: peptidyl-prolyl cis-trans isomerase activity. Bases 155 to 3664 code for a protein of 1169 amino acids. Lineage: Eukaryota; Metazoa; Chordata; Actinopteri; Cypriniformes; Xenocyprididae. The record is from RefSeq and is a predicted model, not a curated record. The transcript is spliced from 30 exons. Gene Ontology annotation, cellular component: growth cone.